This is a messenger RNA of Pieris macdunnoughi, 3792 nucleotides long. Lineage: Eukaryota; Metazoa; Arthropoda; Insecta; Lepidoptera; Pieridae. The record is from the annotation of a GenBank genome assembly.
AUGGAUAAAAUUGUUUUUAAAAUUAACGGGAAAGAAUAUAAAGUCGGUGGCGAAUAUCCUAUCGACUUUACACUCAAUGAGUUCAUAAGAACAGUAGCAGAUCUACGUGGUACAAAAGUGAUGUGUCGAGAAGGUGGUUGUGGAGCGUGUAUCGUCGCCGUGAAAGCCUCCACGCCGCCCACUAACGAAAUCAAAACUUUCGCCGUAAAUUCUUGUUUAGUAUCAAUAUUUUCCUGCCAUGGUUGGGAAAUAUUAACAGUUGAAGGUAUUGGAAACAAAAGAAUCGGAUAUCACGAAAUACAAAAACGACUUACAAAAUUUAAUGGCACUCAGUGCGGAUUCUGUACACCUGGUUGGGUCAUGAGUAUGUACAGUUUAUACGAAUCGAAAGGAAAAUUGCUAACCUCAGCAGAAAUAGAAAAUUCAUUUGCAAGUAAUAUAUGUAGAUGUACUGGAUACAGAUCGAUAGCUGAUGCUUUUAAGUCACUUGCUACAGAUGCUAGAAGUGAUAUUAAACAAAACGUUAUUGAUCUCGAAGAUAUUGCUAAUUGUAGAAAAUCUAGUAAAUGUGAAGAAGUUUGUGAAAAUGGAUGGUGUGUAAUUGGGCCUGAUACUAAUGUAAAAAUUGAAAUUGAUUGUGAUGGCCAUAAGUGGUUUAGAGUUCAGACACUCGAUGAUAUAUUUAAAGCUAUGAAGAACGGUGACUAUAGGCUUGUAGCUGGGAACACUGGGCAAGGCGUAUACUCAUAUGAUAACGACGCAACUAACUUGAUAGAUAUAUCAAAUGUUGCCGAGUUAAGGGGUUAUGAUCAGGAAGUUAAUUUAAUAUUAAAAGCAGCAAUGACAUUAAAUGAAAUGAUGGGUGUAUUCCUUAAACUUUCGGGAGAAAACGAAGACUUUUCUUAUUUAAAACAACUUUGGGAACACUUAGAUCUUGUCGCUCAUAUACCAGUACGAAACACUGGAACUCUCGCCGGAAACUUAUACAUGAAGCAUACUCACCCCAGUUUUCCGUCUGAUCUCUUUCUGAUUUUUGAAACAGUGGGUGGAAUGAUAACUAUUGCUGAAGGUGUUGGGAAAAACAGAGUGAUGUCAUUCUCGGACUUCAUGCAAUAUGAUAUGAACAAGAAAAUAAUAAUAAAUGUGCUGCUGCCUCCACUUUCGAGUUGCUGUCUAGUAAAAACCUACAAGAUUAUGGCUCGGAGUCAAAAUGCCCACGCUAUUGUAAACGCUGGUUUUAUGUUUCAAUUGCAUAGGAAUUCACAAGUACUCGAAAAGGCUACAAUUGUGUACGGUGGUAUAUCACAUACAUUUAUCCAUGCAUCUAAAACCGAACAGGCUUUAGUAGCUAAAGAUCUCUUUACUAAUGAAACAUUAGAAUUGGCUUUAAAAUCAUUAUUGGAGGAGGUGAAUCCCGAAAUAAUAGAACCAGAGCCAUCUGUUGGCUAUCGAAAGAUGUUAGCUAUAAGUCUUUUUUACAAAGCUUUAUUAAGCUUAUGCCCCCAGGAUAAGAUAAAUCCUGUAUACAAAUCAGGUGGGGACGUUUUUAAGCGAGAAGUUUCCAAAGGAAGUCAAUAUUAUGAUAGUGAUCAGUCAGUUUGGCCAUUGAAUAAACCGGUGCCGAAGAUCGAAGCGUUAUUGCAGUGUAGUGGGGAAUUGGUCUAUGCAAACGCUUUACGAAAGCAAACAAAUGAAGUGUAUGCUGCAUUUGUUACUGCUGAUGUUACUCCGGGGAGUAUUAUUAACGAUUUUGAUACAACUGAAGCUUUUAAAUUACCAGGUGUUACUGCGUUCUAUACACCAAAGGAUAUUCCUGGUGAAAAUACGUUCACGCCAAAAAACGUGCCCCUAAUUGCAGUUGAUGAAGAAAUUUUGUGUUCUGGAAAAGUCAUGUUUCACGGACAACCAGCUGCUAUAAUAGUAGCAAGCAGAGAAAAAACAGCUUUAAAAGCGGCGAAGCUUGUUAAAAUCAAUUACAAAACAAUAAAUAAAAACAGACCAUUAUUAUCAGUAGAUGAUGUUAUGAAUUCACCAGAGAAGAGCACAAGGGUCAUAAAAAAUCAAACUAUCGAGCCCACAGAUUUAGGAAAUGACGUCAAAAAGGAAAUAAAGGGCGAAUUCAAAAUGGCCGAUCAGUAUCAUUUUUAUAUAGAACCACAGACAUGUAUAGCAAAGCCUACCGAUUAUGGCAUGGAAGUAUAUUCUUCUACGCAAUGGUUAGACCUCACAAAUAUCGCUGUAGCUCAAACCUUAAAAGUUCCUGUUAACAGUAUAAAUGUUAUUGUUCAAAAAGUGGGUGGAGCUUAUGGUGGUAAAAUCACUCGCGCGACACAAGUCGCAUGCGCAGCAGCUCUAGUUGCACAUUUGCAAGGGAACACUUGCAGAAUGAUCCUGCCGUUGCAAAUAAAUAUGAAAUCCAUCGGAAAGAGAUUUCCCACACAAAAUUCAUUCGAGGUUGGAGUUGAUGAUAACGGACUGAUUCAAUACCUUAAAAACACAUUUUAUCAAGACAAAGGACAUUCAAUUAAUGAAAUCCUCUUCCCGUUAACAAUCGCCCAUUCGUUUAGUUGUUAUGAUACAAAACGGUGGGGAAUUGAGGCUAAUACAGUGCUGACUGAUAAACCAUCGAACACUUGGUGCAGAGGACCAGGUUCCACCGAAGGCGUAGCCAUGAUCGAAAACAUAAUGGAGAAAAUUGCUUUCGAAACGGGAAAAGAUCCUACGCAGGUACGAAUUGCAAAUAUGGCCAAAGAAAACAAUCCGCUUAUCGAUAUGAUAGCCCAGUUAAAAACAGAUUCAGACUAUGACAGCCGUUUGCAGAAAACAACCGCAUUUAAUGAACAAAAUCGAUGGAGAAAGAGAGCCAUCAAGAUUCUGCCAAUGCGAUAUAAUGUAACAUAUUUUGGGAAUUACAAUUCGAUUGUUUCCAUCUAUCACGGUGAUGGCAGUGUUGUUAUAAUGCACGGAGGCAUAGAAAUGGGACAAGGCCUAAACACUAAAGUUGCCCAAGUAUGCGCAUAUACAUUAGGUAUUCCUUUAGAGAAAAUCAGUGUUAAAGCUUCAACAAGCUUCACAUCCCCUAACACAAUGACAACUGGAGGUAGUAUUGGUAGUGAGUGCGUGUCAUUUGCGACAAAGAAAGCUUGUGAUAUAUUACUUGAUAGGCUUGCACCAAUAAAGGGAAAGGGUGAUAUGCCAUGGCAGGAUUUGAUAACUGAAGCUUUUAAAAAGGAAAUAGAUUUGCAAGCGUCUUACAUGUACUCUGCUAUGAAUGAUGAUGUUAAGCCGUAUUUAAUAUACGCAGUGUGUGCCUUGGAAGUCGAAGUAGACAUCCUUACAGGAAACCAUAAUAUAAUCAGAGUAGAUUUACUUGAAGACACCGGUCGAAGUCUGAGUCCAUUAAUUGACAUAACUCAGAUAGAAGGAGCAUUUGUAAUGGGUCUAGGAUAUUGGACAUCCGAAAAACUAGUAUAUGACACAAACAACGGAAGACUGUUGACUGAUGGUACGUGGACCUAUAAACCACCAGGCCUCAAAGAUAUACCAGCUGACAUGAGAAUAUAUUUCUCAAAAAACUCCCGGAACGAAUUCGGAGUUUUACAGUCUAAAGCCACUGGUGAGCCGGCCCUGUGCCUAGCAACGAUCAUUAUACAUGCGCUCCGUGAAGCGGUGCGGUCCGCGCGUUUAGACGCCGGAUAUCCAGAUCAAUGGUUUCAAAUUGAAAAUCCUUGCACAGUUGAAAACAUUUUCAUGGCAGUCGGACAUAAAAUCGAACACUUCAAAUUAAAAUAG